AUGGCUUCAUUUUCAGUAGAGGAAUUCCUAGGUAAUGGAGUUUUGAAGGAACUGCUUCCUAAUUUGUUGGAAGAAGGUUGGGAAGAUGUGCCAACCCUCAAGGUUAUGAAUUUAGAGGAUAUGGAUUCAAUGAACAUGACACAAAAACAAAAGGAGGCACUUGGAAUCAGGACAUACCUGCAUGAUCGCGGACUAAUGCAAUAUGCAGAUAAGAUAGAGGCCUGCGGGAGAAGUUUGCCGGAGCUUCUCAAUUUAAGCACUAUAGAUCUUUCUGCUCAGUUUGACAUGAAGAGGGAUCAUAUUGCCCGCUUCAUCGACAGAACCAGAUUCAGUGACCCCCACAGAUUACAAGCACUCUCUGCUAGAAGAACCAGCAUGAGCUACAAAGAAGAUAGGAUCCCAAUGCGCCUUUUAUCUAAUGGCUCCAAUAGCAUGAUGAGAUCAAAUGAAUACUCACUGGCUGAACCUAAGAUUAAAGAAGGAUAUGUCUUCAAAGGGAUUGUGGCUAGUGAGCCAGCUGAUCCUAGAGCAUGUGGCUGCGUGCAACCUCCUCCAGUCGUUGACCAAGUUGCUCCAUAUUCUGCUAUUGAAAAUAUAUCAGUUCAAAAGCUAACACCGGAGUAUAAGAUUGGCAUGGAACCAUUGGUGAAAACCAAGACUCCUCCAAUGAAGGCUUCAGAACUAUGGCGACAUAAACCGGCUGUUUUCCUGUGUUUACGACGACCAGGGUGCAUCAUGUGUAGAGCAGAAGCACACAAACUUUUCUCCCAGAAACCAAUAUUUGAUGCACUUGGGGUUCAACUAUUUGCUGUUCUUCAUGAGCACAUAGAGGCAGAGGUCAAAGAUUUCUGGCCUAGAUACUGGGGAGGUGUUGUACUUUUCGAUCGGGGAAGGGAUUUCUUCAAAGCUCUUGGAGGGGGCAAUCUGCUCAAGGAAAAGUUCCUAACAGGAUUUCUGUUGAAUCCUCGAGCAAUUUCCAAUUACAAGCGAGCCAAGAAUAUGGGAAUUCAGCAGAACUUCAAAGGCGAAGGCGAAAUAAAGGGUGGAUUAUUCAUAGUAGGGAGUGGAAAGGGUGGAAUCGCUUACCAAUUUAUCGAGAGGAACUUUGGUGAUUGGGCACCCCUGGCUGAAGUCAUUGAGAUCUGCACUCAGAUGCAGAACCAACAGCAAGGUUAGAGGGAGUAUAACCAGCCAUCAAACAAAUGCAUUCACUAUUUCACUAGAAUUCAGUUUCUUGCGAUAAUUCCAUCUCGACUACAGCCAGUAUAAUGUUCUUUGCACUCUAGAAGUCUGAAGCAGCUCAAGUAGCCUGAAUUGAGCAACUCUAUUUUGACUUCUAAUAUAAAUUAUGCAAAUCAGAUACAUUACUUUUUUACCUUUCUAUCUUCUGCCUGCUGAAAAGUAUGUACUUAUAGAAAUUGAUGUUAUAUCAUCUUAGGAACCAGGAUGAAGUUGUGAAACUUCGUAGUGUUAGAAAAGGGUUAUAAAGAGUGUUAGAGAUGUAGAAAGAGGAAGCUGAGAAAUUAGUCAAUGAAGUCUAGUAGAUCAGGAGAUCUCUCAUGUAUCACCCUUUGCAGUUUCAUAUUCAGCACUAAUACCCAUUUCUUUAGCAUUCUGAUCCCAGAUCUAACAUAUAUUUCAGACUGUUUGAACAGAGUUGCUCAAUUUAAAUGAAG
This is a messenger RNA of Arachis stenosperma, 1676 nucleotides long. RefSeq lists its product as uncharacterized. Gene Ontology annotation, molecular function: antioxidant activity. The coding region runs from base 1 to 1176 and encodes 391 amino acids. The transcript is spliced from 5 exons. NCBI's taxonomy places the organism in Eukaryota, Viridiplantae, Streptophyta, Magnoliopsida, Fabales, Fabaceae. The record is from RefSeq and is a predicted model, not a curated record.